Messenger RNA from Pteronotus mesoamericanus, 1427 nucleotides. Its product is annotated as cytochrome c oxidase assembly protein COX19. The coding region runs from base 68 to 337 and encodes 89 amino acids. Gene Ontology annotation, biological process: mitochondrial respiratory chain complex IV assembly. NCBI's taxonomy places the organism in Eukaryota, Metazoa, Chordata, Mammalia, Chiroptera, Mormoopidae. The transcript is spliced from 3 exons. Gene Ontology annotation, cellular component: mitochondrial intermembrane space. The record is from RefSeq and is a predicted model, not a curated record.
GCUCCGCGCUCGGCCGGCCGGCCUGCGUAGGGCGCGUAUCGGUCUAGGAGGCUCCGGCGCUGCAGCCAUGUCGACUGCUAUGAACUUCGGGACCAAGAGCUUUCAGCCGCGGCCCCCGGACAAGGGCAGCUUCCCGCUGGACCACUUCGGUGAAUGCACGCACUUCAAGGAGAAGUUCCUGAAGUGCCUCCGCGAAAACAGCUUUGAAAACAGCUUGUGCAGGCGCGAAUCGAAGGAAUACCUGGAGUGCAGGAUGGAGAGGCAACUGAUGGCACAAGAGCCCCUGCAAAAACUGGGGUUUGGAGACUUGACGGACGGAAAAGCCGACAAGCACUGACUUCGCCCGGGAGGACUUCCGGCUGGGCAUGCGGGACGGAGCGGCGGCCCUCACCUGCCGCCCUGACGUCACUGCGGAGUUGGUGUGACCGAGAAAGGGCAUCUGGGACGCCCUGGAAGCUCCUGGACGGGCUUGGCUCACGGCUGGGCGGCGGCCCGUCCUCGGGGCCCCCGGGUUCUUCUGGGAGGUCGAUCUCCCUGUUAGUCUCCUCUCCCCGCGGAGUGGUCGGCGCUGCCGCCGCCGCCGGUGUGACGCGGUCCCUGGGGGAGCCUGUGGGCCUCCCGUGGGGACGCUUCGCCCGGUGGCGCCGACUGUGGGCGAACCUCAGAAAACCGUGCCCUAGCAAAAUGGUGUCUUUACUUUUUUUUUUAAACAAACGAAAAGGCUGGAUCCCCGAGUAUCAAUAUCAAUGUUACCAGGAGAUGCAGAAAACUAUAGGUGUAUCUGCGCAUUUUUACAAAAAAGAAAUUCAGGAAGGACAGACUGGACACUCCUGAGAAUGGUCACCGGCCCACAGUUUAGUUCUGGCGGAAUCACAUUCGUGUUCCCCCCACUCGGCAGGCGAGCCAGGACCGGGCGGACCCCAAAGGGAACUGGGGAGUCUCCCAGCGGCAGGGGGCGGGGGCGGGGCGAAAGGGUGCGGUCUGAGCAAUGACGCCAAGUUUGCAGUGGGUUGGGGCUCCGGUCCGGUCCGAGGACCUGCCCUCAGGCACUUAGCGGUCACUAAGGGCCGACAGAGUCCCCGAACCGGCGGUGAGGCGGGCCGGCCAGGACCCCGACCUGUCCUCCUGAGGGUGCGGCCGCGCUGGCAUGGCCGCCUCCCCGAGGGCACAGCCUGGCGCAGACCUUCCGCGGAGCGAAUGAAGACCAGCGUCCUCGGAAGUGUCCUUCCUCAGCGACGGAAGGAGUGGCUGCCCGGACGGGAGGCUGCGGGUCGGAUACCACCCGACCUCGUGGGUCAACCCCAUCGUUGUCCUGUGGCCCCGUAAGACACUACGACACUCCUCGGAGAAGCUGGGCAGGGAACUCUAAUUUUUUGCAACUUCGGAGGUCAAAGUAUUUCAAAGUGAAAAAAUACUUUGUAUUAAAC